Molecule: messenger RNA, 2288 nt
Organism: Oryza sativa Japonica Group (Japanese rice)
Lineage: Eukaryota; Viridiplantae; Streptophyta; Magnoliopsida; Poales; Poaceae
Source: RefSeq, a predicted model, not a curated record
CUGGCUGGCUGGUUAACUAUUGCAUAUUAAUUUGCAUGCGUCGAUCAUCGUGCCUACCCGAUCGAGUUGAAUUGAGUUGAAGCGGCUAGCUAGGUAGAGGAGAGGACGAUCAGAAUUAAGGAAGAUGAGAGGCGCGGUGGUGGCGGCGGCGGCGGCGGCGGUCGGCAACAUGCUUCAGGGAUGGGACAACGCCACCAUCGCCGGCGCUCUCCUCUACAUGAGGAGGGACUUGCCGGCGCUCCAAGCCCACCCCGCACUCCAGGGUCUGGUCGUCGCCACCUCCCUCAUCGGCGCCACCAUCGUCACCACCUUCUCCGGCCCGCUCUCCGACUCCCGAGGCCGACGCCCCAUGCUCAUCGCCUCCGCGCUGCUCUACUCCCUCGCCGGCCUCCUCAUGCUAUGGUCUCCCAACGUCCCCAUCCUCCUACUCGCGCGCCUUGUCGACGGCUUCGCCAUCGGCCUCGCCGUCACGCUCGUCCCCGUCUACAUCUCCGAGACGGCGCCGCCCGACACCCGCGGCCUGCUCAACACGCUGCCGCAGCUCACCGGCUCCACCGGCAUGUUCCUCUCCUACUGCAUGGUCUUCCUCAUCACGCUCGCGCCCAUCCCCAACUGGCGCCUCAUGCUCGGUGUCCUCCUCCUGCCUGCUCUCCUCUACCUCCUCCUCACCAUCUUCUUCCUGCCGGAGUCGCCGCGCUGGCUCGUCAGCAAGGGAAGGAUGAAGGAGGCCAGGACCGUGCUCCAGAUGCUCAGGGGACGCCAGGACGUGUCCGCCGAGAUGGCGCUCCUCGUCGAGGGGCUCACCACCGGACGCGACACGGCCAUCGAGGAGUACGUCGUCGGCCCAACGGACGAGGCCAAGGUCACGCUCUACGGCGGGAUGUCCUCGGGAUUGGCGCCAGGCAGCAUGUUCGGCAGCGCCGUCACGCUGGCAUCGCGACAGGGCAGCAUGCUCGACCACCUCAAGGACCCCGUCGUCGCCCUCCUCGACAGCCUCCACGACAUGAACCCCCCCGCCGGUGGCACUACUGACGUCCCCAACCUCGGCAGCAUGAUCGGCGUCCACGACAGGCCGCCCAUCGACUGGGACGAGGAGAACUCCGGGGACGACGACGGUGACAUCGCCGCGCCGCUGCUAACCAUGGAGGGCGAGGCCGCGACGAGCACGGUGGGCAUCGGCGGCGGGUGGCAGCUGGCGUGGAAGUGGACGGAGGGCGUCGCGGCGGACGGGACGAGGCAGAGCACGGUGAAGAGGAUGUACCUGCACGAGGAGCAGGCGGAGGGGGUGCACGCGGCGGCGCUGGUGAGCCAGUCGGCGUUGUGCACCAAGAAGGAGGCGGAGGCGGAGGUGGAGGGUGGGUGGCGGGAGGUGCUGGAGCCCGGCGGCGUCCGGCACGCGCUGGUGUGCGGCGUGGCGAUCCAGAUCCUGCAGCAGUUCUCGGGCAUCAGCGGCGUGCUCUUGUACACGCCGCAGAUACUGGAGCAGGCCGGCGUGGGCGUGCUGCUCUCCAGGCUGGGCCUGCGCGACGACUCCGCCUCCAUCCUCAUCAGCGGCGUCACCACGCUGCUGAUGCUGCCCAGCAUCGGCGUGGCCAUGCGGCUCAUGGACGUGUCCGGGCGGCGGAGCCUGCUCCUGUGGACGAUCCCGCUGCUGGUGGCGUCGCUGGCGGUGCUGGUGGCGGCGAGCGUGGCGCCGAUGGCGGCGGCGGCGCACGCGGCGGUGUGCACGGGGAGCGUGGUGGUGUACCUGUGCUGCUUCGUCAUGGGGUUCGGCCCCAUCCCCAACAUCCUGUGCGCCGAGAUAUUCCCCACGCGCGUGCGUGGCCUCUGCAUCGCCAUCUGCUCGCUCGCCUUCUGGCUCGCCGACAUCGCCGUCACCUACACCCUCCCCGUCAUGCUCGCCUCCCUCGGCCUCGCCGGCCUCUUCGCCAUCUACGCCGCCGUCUGCUGCGUCGCGCUCGUCUUCGUUGCGCUGCGGGUGCCCGAGACCAAGGGCCUCCCGCUCGAGGUCAUCAUCGACUUCUUCAACGUCGGAGCCAAAGGGACCCUACCAAACCUCCACGACGAUGACGACCACUAUUAAUUAACACACCAUUUAUCCAUUAAUAACAUUUGUCAUUUCUUUUUGUUUUGCACAUUUUUCUUUCUUUCUUUCUUUCUUUCUUUCUUAAAGAUAAAAAAAAUUGUUGUUACUACUAUAUAUGCCCACUAUAAUUCCUUUUUUGUCACUAUAAUUCUUGUACCAUUAAUUCAUUCAUUCAAUAUGUGUCUCUCAAUUUUGCCUCAAA